This is a messenger RNA of Zingiber officinale, 1682 nucleotides long. RefSeq lists its product as uncharacterized. The transcript has 2 exons. The record is from RefSeq and is a predicted model, not a curated record. Lineage: Eukaryota; Viridiplantae; Streptophyta; Magnoliopsida; Zingiberales; Zingiberaceae. Bases 273 to 614 code for a protein of 113 amino acids.
UUUUUUUUAUUAUUAUUAUUUUAAUAAUUUAUAGAGAGACAUUUUGCGAUGAGACCCAUAAUAAAAUUUAAAUAUCGGGGUUGACCCUAAAAUUGUCCCAGACCAAUUUACGUCAAAUGGACAUACGGAGUUGGGCCAAGCUAUCUGAGGCCCAAAUUCUAACCGAUUGAUCGGACGAUUCGACUCGUCCGCUCAACUCGCCCGUUUCCGACGUCGGAGGCAGAAAAAAUACGAUCGAAACGCUACCGGAUCAUCUGAUCGAUCCCUCCGCCAUGGCGAACACCUCAACGGAAGGAAGCGCAAGCGAAUUCGGACGUCCAGAAGGAGGGACCGGCCGGCGUCGUUUCUUCAGCAGUGGAAGAAUCCCGCGGAAGACGAGGAUCGGAUCCUCUUCGGCGGCUCGGUUGUUAGGGAGGGGGGCGGGAGCCUCCCCUCCGCCGCUCACUCCUACGCGGUCCACGAUGUCCUCGGGACUAGCACAAAGGACGAGCUCAUCGAGUUCCUACUCGAUGCCGUCGCCUCCGACGCCGACCGCGGUGCCGCUCACUGCAAGGUGUUUGUUCACGGUCCUCGGCUUGUUCGCUUUUGCCACCUGUAAUCACAUACUGCUGUGAGAAGGAGACCUGAAGUGAACAUGUCUUCAGCGUAUUCAAAGGCUGGCCUAGGUACUAUAUGAGAUGGAUGAUAAAGCAUAAGAACCACAGUCAUGAAGUUGUAAUUAGGAUACUUACAAGGAGCAAAGCGCAUUUGCCAUCUUCUGACUCCUAGAAAGGGGUUAGUAAUUCAAUCAAAAAGGUAUAUCAUUCAUACCAUCAAUAAAGUUGAGAGCCUUUUUACCAUUGGAAUUAGCCACUCUGUUCUGGUUAAUUCUAGUUGAUUACAUUAUUAACCAGAUUUAUCUAUGCUAUGUAAUAACAAUAGUUCUGAGGAAGUUGCCCCCUGGGCAAUGGUGUAGCGGUUAGGCCCUUCAAAUGGUUAAUUAUGCAUCUAAGGGUUGAAUCCUAGCUACGGCACACUGCAGGAAUUUUUUUCCAGUGUGAUGACAACUCUAAGAACGGUGGCUGCUUGGAUGGGCCUCUGCAAGCGCUUCCCGAUUUAUCCUUGGCCGGUGGGAAAUUUCUGUGAGGCUGGGCCGAUGACUUCUAGGAUUAGUCGGUUGGUUCGAAAAGUUGGAUACUUAGAUUAUCCAAAAAAGAAAAAGUUCUGAGGAAGUUGUAUUUUUCUUUUCCAUCUUAUAUUUUUCUGAUCUGUCAGUUAUAGAUCAAUUCUUUGGGCCCUUUUUGCAAUUGUCAUUGCACUAUGCAUGGGUAUGGGCUUAACGCGAAACUUGAGUAGUUGGGGCAUAACCUUUUAUCUAAACCAUAAUGAAAAUAAAUUAGAAUUUCUUCAUGUUGUGUGGUUCAACUAAAAUAGCUAUCCUAGUGACGUUUGUGAAUGCUUUUACUAGCCUCUUCUAUUUCAAAUGCAUGUUUCACUUUGCAAAUGUUCUUCUAGAAAUAGGAUUGCUUUAGCCGAUAAUUUGUUUUUUCAAUAGUUUUUAUAACACCAUCAGACUGUCAUUGAUAAAAAGGAGACUAUUCCAUCCUUGUGUUAAUAGGCAUGGAGAUGCUGGAGCUUUUAACACCAGAUCACAUCCUUUAGCACGAGAUAUACUGUUUAAAACAAACUUGAUAAAAAAAAGA